Molecule: messenger RNA, 1533 nt
Organism: Suillus discolor
Lineage: Eukaryota; Fungi; Basidiomycota; Agaricomycetes; Boletales; Suillaceae
Exons: 3
Coding region: 1-1533 (510 amino acids)
Source: RefSeq, a predicted model, not a curated record
AUGGUUGGUCGUUCGAAACAUCGAGCGGAGUUCGAAUUACACUCGGAGGAUGCCGAUGUUCCAUUACUUUGUCUCAGACUGUCCACUGGCCAUGACGUCACAUUUGCGAAUCCGAAGGUAUUUAAGCUUGCAAUAACAGUUUCAGUCUUGUUCUUGCACAACCUCGAGCAUUUAUCCCCAAAGCCGAACUGUUUCACAGAUCGCAUCACAAUGGCCACCCCCCAUACACCACCAUCACAGAAGUCACAGCUACCACCGCCAGAUACAGCCCUAGUCCCUCGCCACACCUCACAAUCUGAUUAUCGCACGGGAGACCUGAAGCUAGGCCGCGAGGCUGUUCUCGCUGAUUUGGAAAGGUAUCUGCAGGUCCCGUUCGUUUCCCUAGCGAAGUGUGUUGGUCUCAUGCCUUCCCCGCAACGUCUGCAGGAUAUGCGCGACGACUUAAUUCAGAGGGAGAUUCUCACUGAAAACGAUCUGAAAUGGAAGGCCUUCAUUCGACCUGCGAACUCGAAGAGGUCCGAAGAGGGGGAACCCAUUGAUCUCAAGCUCAUUCCCUCCAAAAAGCCGCAUUUAUCUGCUAUGGUCGACGUACCCGACAGUGGUAGACUGUCUGUCUUCCUUCCCGCACAAUUAGGCAUUGUUGGGCGAAAGGAUGCACAGAUCGCACAGAGAGUCCACGCGCGCAUUGCGUUUGAUGAUGGCGGAGUCGCUAUCAAGGAUGGGAUCUCUCUGGCCGACAGCCUGAGAUGCUUGUCUGGCGGACUGAAGGGCCUAUAUUAUUUGCAUAAGGCAGGUUGGAUCCAUGGCGAUUUCAGCGUCGGGAACGUGAUUUGGGUCGUCGGCGACAACGGGAGUAUAGGCAAACUGGAAUUUCUGAAGAUGAUACCUCUCGCUGCUAACUCGUCGGCAGGGAACAAUGCAUUUCAUUUUGAUAGAAGUAGAACGUCAGCGGUACCUUUUCCAACCCCGGUCCACUGCAUCUGGGAGAACACUUCGUGCUACAAACCUCCCGCCCCCCCUCCAUUCCGCACGAACUUCCUGCACGACAUCGAAUCUGUAUGGUGGGCAUAUACGUGGAUCUUCUUUUAUCACACGGACACGAUCACGGCGAACUCCCACGAUUCCUUUGAUGUGGAUGCGCAGUUGAGACAAUACCAGCUGGCGUUCCCUGGUGUGAUUAGCCAGGAAACACGCCGGGACUUCUUCACUCGCAUCACAGAACUUCAGCGCACCUGCGAAUCUGUCCUUUCAGAUAGAUGCCUUGAUGUUUGCCAUAAUAUUGGGCAUUUUGCAAGUACUCUUCAAGACAGUCAUGAAAAGGCAGAGAAAAAGUACCCCUCGCUUAUGCUUGAUGACUCCCUUCGGGAAGAUAUGCAUGCAAAAGCCGCAGAAUAUCUCGAUGAUGCGCAAAAAGAAGCUGGUGAUAUCAAACUUUGUCGGCUCCUCAACCUCCGCAAGCAGAAGAGGCCCCGAGAAGAAGGUGACACGUUUCCUACGCCAGAUGAUGCAGGGAAGAGAAUCCGACAGGGUUGA